UUUACAAGGCGGACUGUUGGGCCUAUGCCACUACUAUGUCUUCACAAAUGAGGACGGUCUUCUCUUCUCCGCCGCUUUCGCCAGUCUGCUAGUUCCUUUUUGUUUUCCUCGCCGGCGAAGAGUCUAAGCCAUGUUGUCUUCGACCCGAGCUAUCAAGCUCAUCCAAAAACUCCUGCGUACCGGGAAACCAAAGAUAUUUCAUUUGAUUCCCAGGUCCUUAUGCUCCCAGGCCGAGUUACCCCAACCCCCGGAAUCGCCCGAGUCGCCCGACCUCCCGACCUGGCUCCGAGACGACCAAAUCUCGGCGACCAAAGAUGCCGACGACGACGAUUUCGUUAUUCCUCCUCUUUCCAGCUUGUUUGCGAAACCCGGUUACGGGACUCACGUGAGGGUCGCCAGACGCUUGCUGUCCGGAGCAAAUGACGCCGACGUUGACAAAGUGAGCCAAAUCCUGAAGAACCGGUACCCGACACCCAACGGCGUCGUGCAGGCGCUGAGUAGGUGCGAUGUUAAGGUCAGCCGCGAUUUGGUUAUGCAUAUUCUGAAGAGGUUUAGCAACGACUGGGUUCCGGCUCUGGGUUUCUUCACUUGGGCAAAAGAUCAAACAGGUUAUGUGCAUGACCCGGAAGUUUACAAUUUCAUGGUUGAUGCUCUGGGUAAGUGCAAGCAGUUCACUUUGAUGCUGGAAUUGGUUGAGGAGAUGAAGGGGUUAGAAGGGUAUGUGUCGUUAAACACGAUGGCCAAGGUGAUUAGGAGGUUUGCUAGAGCUCGUAUGUACGAAAAUGCCUGUGAGGCGUUCGGGAAAAUGGAGAGUUUUGGUGUCGCUAGAGAUGUAGCAGCACUAAACAUUUUGAUGGAUGCAUUGGUUAAAGAGUGUAGCGUCGAGAGCGCUCAGAGUGUGUUUUUGAAGUUCAAGGAUUUAAUACCUCCGGAUUCCAACACCUACCGUAUUCUGAUUCAUGGCUACUGCAAGGCGCGGAAGUUGGUAGAAGCGAGAAGAACCAUGGAGGAUAUGGAGCAACAAGGGUUUCAGCCUGCUGCUUUUGCCUACACUUGCUUCAUCGAAGCGUAUUGUAGGGAUCGAGAUUUCCGAAAGGUGGACGCCAUUUUAGAGGAGAUGCAAGAGAAAGGUUGCAAGCCCAGUAUUGUUUCCUAUACUAUAAUCAUGCACGCUCUAGGGAAAGCCAAACAAACGAACGAAGCUUUGGAGAUUUACGAAGAGGUGAAGAGAAAUGGCUGUGUUCCUGAUGCCUCAUUCUAUGGCUCUGUGAUUUUCGUUUUGAGCGAUUCAGGAAGGAUUAAGGAUGCUUGGGAUGUAUUUCGGGAUAUGGCAAAGCAAGGCAUUCGUCCCAAUCUGUUGGUAUACAACACCAUGAUUGCUUCUGCUUGUGCACAUUGGCAAGGCACACAUGCUUUGGAACUGCUGCAGAAGAUGGAGGAAGAUUCCAUCAAGCCAGAUGUUAAGACCUAUGCACCACUGUUGAAGUUGUGCUGCAAGAAGAAGGCGUUGAGAGUGCUGAAGCUCGUGCUUAAUCACAUGUUUGCUAACGAUGUCAGCAUUGAUCUUGGGACGUAUGAGCUUCUAGUGCGUGGGCUUUCUAUGUCUGGCAAACUUGAGGAGGCAUGCAUGUUUCUUCAGGAAGCAGUUUCGAAGGGUAUGGUUCCUAAGGAUAAACUGUUCAUGUCGUUGUUGGAGGAUCUUCAGGGACAAGGCUUGACUGAAGCUGAGGAGAAUGUGAAAAAGCUGAUGAAGUCUUGUCAGGCAACAAGGAAAGAGCGAGAUUAUGCUAGUUUUGUUGAGGCCUAGGACCAAUUGCUUGUUCAUGGCAGCGCGUUCUAUAACCAAUGAUCCAUCUUUUGGCAAAACUGCUCAUUGCAUAAACAGUAACAUGAGAUUUGGAGCAAAACUGCUCA
Molecule: messenger RNA, 1914 nt
Organism: Linum tenue
Lineage: Eukaryota; Viridiplantae; Streptophyta; Magnoliopsida; Malpighiales; Linaceae
Source: the annotation of a GenBank genome assembly